Messenger RNA from Aureococcus anophagefferens, 6963 nucleotides. RefSeq lists its product as hypothetical. Gene Ontology annotation, molecular function: DNA binding. NCBI's taxonomy places the organism in Eukaryota, Pelagophyceae, Pelagomonadales, Pelagomonadaceae. Gene Ontology annotation, cellular component: membrane. The transcript is spliced from 4 exons. Bases 1 to 6963 code for a protein of 2320 amino acids. The record is from RefSeq and is a predicted model, not a curated record.
AUGGCGACGAAAAAGAAGGCGGGCUCGUCGUCGUCGCCGGAGCUGCGGUGCCUGCCCGUGCCCCGCGGCGACGACAGUUCGCCGCCGCCGCCGCCCGCGCGCCUCACCAAUUCGCCGCCGCUGACGAACGAGGAGCGGGAGUACCUGCGGCGCUGCGCCGAGCUGUCCGUCCAGCCGGACCCGUCGGUGCUCACGACGCUGUCGACGCGCUGGUGGUUCCUGGCGCCCAAGACCUACUUUGGGGACGGGGGCCUGCUGCCGCUCCUCGACGUCUUGGCCGAGUCGAAGACGAUCACGUCGCUGACGCUCCGGUCGGACCCGAACAACUCGACGGCGGCGUCGCACGCCGCCGACGCGCGGGCCCUGGCCCAGGCCCUGCGGCGGAACACGUCGGUGACGACGUUGGACGUGAGCGCCUGCGGCUUGGACGACCUCGCCAUAACAGAGCUCGCGGCCGCGCUCGGCUCGUCCGCGACCAUCAAGACGGCCAAGCUCGGGUCCAACGCCUUCGGCGACGCGGGCACGGCGGCGCUCACGAAGCACCUCGGCGCGGGCAAGUGGCGCUGCAGCUGCGGCCUGCAGCGCCUCGACGUCUCGAACAACGGGCUCUACUACUCGAGCAGCCACAAGCUCGCGACGGUCCUCAGUAAGCACGGCGUCAAGAUCGACGCCGUCGGCAACUACACGACGGAGGAGAUCCUCAACGCCCUGACGCACGGCAUGGGCUUCAUCGCCGCGCUCAUCGGCGCGAUCCCGCUCCUGUACGACGCGUGGCACCGCGACCGCACGACGUACUGGGCCUGCCUCCUCUACCAGUUCACGCUGCUCUGCUGCUUCGGCUCGUCGACGGCGUACCACGGCUUCUUCAUGCACCCGCGCAUCAUGCUCUGGUUCCAGCGCUUCGACCACGCGGCGAUCUACCUGCUCAUCGCGGGGAGCUACACGCCCCUCGUCUUCCUGGGCUGCCGGGGCCACCUCGGCGCCGCGGCCAUCGUCGUCAUCAACUGGAUCGCGGCGUUCUGCGGCUGCUGCAUCUCGGCCGCGGGCAUCGGCAUCUCGUCGGAGCACCUGAACCCGACGGAGAUCAUCAUCUACGCGUCCAUGGGCGCGGCGGUGCUGCCGAUCAUCGGCCCCGUGAAGCGGCUCUUGGCGCCCGAGGCCUUCUUCCUGCUGGCGCUCGGCGGCGCGCUCUACAUCGCGGGCAUCUUCUUCUUCGUCCGCGGCAUGCGGCACCCUGGCUGGCACGUCGUCUGGCACAUCUUCGUCAUGGCCGCGGCGGCGACGCACUGGUUCUGCGUCUACCUCUACAUCCUGCCGUCCAUCGACUUCUCCGCCGGGGGCGGGUCCGUCAUCGGCGACUACGAGCGGAGCCCGCAGUGGGACGAGGGCGCGUUCUCGCGCGAGGAGCUGAAGCAGUCCGUGGACGCGCUCAUGGCGCGCUACGCCGCGUCCAAGGCCUUCCGGCCGACGCUGCCCGACGGCGUCUCGCGGUCGUCCUUCCUCGCGCUCCUCCGGGAGAACAAGGGCCGCGCGGCGAGCCUCAUCCCCGAGUCGUUCUCGCGCGCGCACCUCCUCGAGCUGUUGCCGGACCUCGCCCUGGCGUCGCUCCUCUUCAACGACACGGGCCUCCUGGAGAACGCGACGCGCUUCGCCAAGGACGCGCUCCACCUCGACGAGGCCAAGAGCCUCAUCGCGCGCGCGGCGGAGAAGCCCCGGUCCUACCGCGCGGCGCUCCGGAGCUUCUUCCGCGGGGAGGACGAAGCGACCGCGGGCAUGCUCCAGAUGCCCCCCCACUACUACGCGGCCGCCGCCGCGCCCGCCGCGCCGAUCCCGAUCGCGCCGCGGCCGGCCGCGCGGCCCGUGCCCGCCGCCGCCAUCGGCCAGUACCCCUUCAACCCGGCGCUCCUCGCCGGCGCGACCUUCCGGCCCGCGGCGCCGCCGUCGAGCGACGGCGACGACGACGAGGGCCGUUGGUCGCCGUUCGAACAGGGCGAGGCGCAGGGCUUCUCGCUCGCGGCCCUCGGCGGCGCCGCGCCGGCGGCGCCGGCGCCGGCGCCGGCGAAGCUCUUCGCCGUGCGCCUCAAGGUCGACGGCCAGCGCCUGCGGGGCCACCCGUGGCAGGUCCGCGACGACGUCGACGCGCCCGCGGCGCCGGCGCCGCCGCCGCCGGCCGCGGCCGCGGCGCCGCUCCUCCCCCCGACCCCCGGCGCGCCGCCGCCGCCGGCGCUGCCGCCGACGCCGCCGGCGCAGCUCUACUACGACGGCACGGACCGGCCCUGCAGCCCGCUGCCGCCGCCCGACGUGCCGCCGCCGUAUUUGCCCGCGACGUCCGCGCUCAUCCGCCUCGACGCGCUGCGCGCGGCGGCGCGCUGGGCGUCGGCGGGCCGGCCGGCGCCCGUGCAGAUCGACCGGGCGAACCUCAAGGGGCUGAACUCGAACCAGGCGAGCGACACGUGCGUCGCCGCGCUGGCCCGCUACGUCGAGGCCUGCGGCGGCUCCGCGGACUUGAUCGACGGCUGGACGGCGACCGUCGAGGUGCGCAAGGAGGGCAACACGGCGGGCACCUACGACGUCUACUACUUCGACCCCCUGGGCCGGCGCUACCGGUCGCGGGCCGAGGUCGCGCGCGCGUUCGCGUUGGCCGCGCCCGCGCGCGCGCCCAAGGUCCCCGGGGCCAAGGGCCCGGCGAACUUCGGCUUCGGCCGCACGAAGAAGGCGCGGCGGCGCGCGGCCCACGCGCGGCGCUUCGCGGCGCUGACCGUGAACUUCCGCAAGUCGUUGGCGAACACCCUCGACGACGCGAAGCGCAAGGACGAGGGCGGCGGCGCCGGCGACGACGAGGAGCGGUCCAAGCCCGCGCCGGGCGAGUCGCGCGUCGCCGUCGCGCGCCACCAGAACCUGCUCAAGGAGGUGGAGCGCGAGCGGCGCACGGUGGAGCGCCUCGUCAAGGCCACGCAGCGCCUCGAGGAAUUGCUGCGCGACGCGACGGCCGCCGCGGAGCGCCGCGCGGCCGCGGAUUCCGAGCGGCGCCGGAAGAAGGCGGCCAAGGAGGCGGAGACCCUGGCGAAGCGCGCGGAGCGCGAGGCCGACGCCGAGGCGCGCCGCGACAAGCGCUCCAAGGACGCGGCGACGCGCAAGGCCGAGCGCGACGAGGACGCGAAGCAAAGACGCGCGGAGAAGGACUCCGAGCUGGCCGCCGCGGCGGCGAACCGCGCGCUGGCCGAGAUGAAGCGGAAGCAGGCGGAGCGCUACCCCGUCGACGACGCUUUGCUGGACGGCGAGCCGCCGCCGGACCCGCCGCUGCCGCCGCGGCCCGAGGCCUCUGACCCGUCGGACUCGCUGCUCCGGGGCGUGCCCAGGGACGCGGUCGGCGACGUCCUCGCGAUCCACGCGCUCCUCCGCGCCAUCGGCGCGCGGCGCACGGCGUUGGGCCUCAAGCGCGUCGACAAGGACGCGACGCCCGUCGAGGAGCUGCCGGCGCCGCCGCCGCCGCUGGAGGCCUUCGGCGCGGCCUUGGCGGCGCCUCUGGGCGCGCUCGGCGGCGCGCGCGGCGCCCUGGAGCCGCUGCGGCGCGCCCACGGCGCGCUGCUGGAGGUGCUGCUGGACGACGCGUCGGCCGACGGCUGGUGGGCGCCGUUGGACGCGACGCGCGACGCGGCGUUCUUCGCCGAGUCGUCGGACGAGGAGUCCGGCGGCGCGAAGCGGAAGAGCAAGCGCAAGGCGGCGCACCCCUGGGCGCGCGUCACGCGGCGCUUCUCCCGCGCCGCCCAGGCGCGCCUCGCGGCGGACGACGUGGACCUGAUACGCGAGGCCGACGACGACACGGACGCGUCGCCCGACGGUCUGGCCGCGGCCGUCGAGGCCAUCGUCAAGGACCUGCGGCGCGGCGCGGAGGCCGACGCGGACACGCGGCGCUGGGUCGGCGCCGUGGACCAGUGCGAGCGCGCCGCGGGCGACGGCGCGGCGCGCGACUGUUUACGCUGCGCCGCGCGGCUCACGACGGUGCCCCGCGCGAAGCGCUUCCUCGAGCGGCUCGCGGCCCUCGACGCGACGGCCGCCGCGCGCGGCGCCGCGGCGUCGCUCGCCGCCGCGGCGCGCAAGGCGCGGCCCCGGGCCUGGAAGGGCGCGGCGGCCGACCGCGACGCGGCGCGGCGCGCGGACGCCGACGAGGCGACGCGGACCUGGGAGCGCUACGUCGACGGCGUCGCCCGGCAGCAGAAGCGCGCCGCGGACGACGACGACGCCUACGACUCCGCCGACGCCGCGGCCGACGACGACAGCGACGACGAGUUCAAGGCGCCGUCGUCGAAGGCGUCGUCGAAGCCAUCCGCGGACGUCUGGCGCGUCGACGGCUCCGAGUACGUCGGGCGGACCGUGCGCCGGUCCGUGCUCGACGACGCGGGCCAGGUCGCGAGCCACAGCGACGGCCUGGUCGCCGGCUGGUUGGACGACACGGCGUCGGACUACGUCGACGCGGCGGGCAACGCGGCGGCGUUGUGGCACGUGACGCUCGAGACGGGCGAGCUCGCGGGCGACGAGGAGGACCUGGAGCUCCACGAGGUGCUCGAAUCUCUGGUCCCCCUCGAGGCCGCGCCGCUGCGCCCCCCGGCGGGCGCGCCCGUCGACGACGACGAGACCGAGGACGAGGACGAGGCCGCGCCCGCGCCGCCGCCCAAGCAGCCCCUCAAGCGGGGGCCGACGAAGCGGAAGGCCCAAGCGAAGAAGCCCGGCGGCGCCGACGCGUCCCUCUUCCCCGAGCGCGCGGAGCGGCCGAGCGGCGGCGACCGGCGCCGCGGCCGCAAGGCGAAGAAGACGACGCAGAAGGAGUACGCUCUGGCGACCUCCACGACCGUGUCCCUGCUCGGCGGGUCGACGGCCGUCGCGUUCCCCAAGGAGGCCAUGCGCGUCGCGCUCGUCGCCGACGCGUUGGACCGGAAGGCGUCGAAGAAGCGGAAGCGCGAGCUCCGCGACGCGCCGCCGCCGCCGGAGGACGCGCCGCCCGACGACGACGACUUCGGCGACCUCAUCGACGCGCCGCCGGAGGUGCUCGCGCCCGUCGCGGAGCUGCGCCUGCCGCGGCCGCCCAAGGAGUCCGUCGGGCCGUCGACGUGGGCCGCGCUCGCGGGCGCCGUCGGCAGCCGCCUCGCCGCGCGCGACGGCGAGACCUGCGACGGCCACGUCGACGGCCACCUCGACCGCGCGUCGAAGUGGCUCUCGGAGGGCCUGCCCUACGGCGGCCUCGGCGCGCGCGAGCGCGUCGCCGUGCUCAAAGCUCUGUGCGACGCCUACGCGGCGUCGUACGGCUGCGCGACGCUCGUCGACGAGGCCGCCGAGGGCCGCGCCUUGCGGGACGCGACGCACGAGGCCGACGAGCGCGACCGGAAGCGCCGCGCGGCCGAGAAGGAGCGCGACACGUCCGCCAAGGUCCGCGAGCGCCUCGCCGUCGAGCUCGCCGCGCAGCAGGCGGAGGCCGAGGCCAAGGCCGCGGAGGACCUCGCCAACGGCAUCGUCCCCCAGCCCGUGGAGCUGCCCAAGGCCAAGAAGCCCGCGAAGCCGCGGAAGCGCAAGCCCAAGCAGCCCAAGGAGCCCCGGCCCGACGACGACGGCGACGGCAACCCAAGGAAGCGGCCGCGGCCGCGGCCCGGCGCGGCGCCGCCGCCCCUGUCGUCCGCGCUCGACAAGCUCAUCGCCUGCGACGCGCCCUGCGCCGUCGACGCGCGGAACCCGAAGCUGCCCGGCAGCCGCUGCCACGCGCUCUACGAGCGCUACUCGAAAGGCGCGACAAUUAAGGAGGUCAUGAAGCUCGGCGGCCGCCGCGGCGACAUCUUCAACGACCUGGCGCGGGGCUACACCGUGCUCACGAACCCGGAGCACCGCAAGUGGUACGACGACGCCAAGGCCGCCAAGGGCGACGGCGACGCUUCGAAGCCCGACGCGCCGUCGCGGACGCCGUCCGUGACGCCGUCCGUCGGCGACGCGGCGCUCGACGCGGCGUCCGCCGCCGACGACGCGGGCAGCGAGGCGCCGCCCGACCCGCCGCGGCCGCCGCCGCCGCCGUCCGACGGCGGCGACGAGGACCCCGAGGUCGCGCGCGCCUUGGGCGCGUCGCCGCCGCCGCCGUCGGGCGAGUCCGUGGCCUCCGCGAGCCCCCGGGCGUCGCCGCGCGCGUCGCCGUCGUCCCUCGCCUGCGUGCCGGCGGCGCAGCCCACGCGCCACCGCUUCCGCGCCGAGGUCGCGCACGUCCGCGCCGUCGACGCGUGCGGCGGCGGCGACGUCGAGUUCGUCGGCUUCCUCGCGCUGGAGCGGCGCGAGCAGGCGACGCCCGACGGCGCCGCGUCGUCCCAGGCGCGGCGGCCCGCGCGCCUCGCGGUCAUGGAGCGCCUCAAGGGCGCCGCGGCGCGCCUCGGCGGCGAGGGCGACCCGGACUACGACGACGGCGUCUUCGACCCGCCGCCGCCGCCGCCGCCGGACGACGACGACGCCAUGGACGUCGACGCCAUGCCGCCGCUGUCGCUCGACGGCGAGGCGCGGCGGAAGCGAUGGGUCACGCGCGAGCUCGCGGACGCGUACGAGGCGCUCCGCGACGUCGAGCUGCGCCUCGAGGAGACGGAGCGGCGGCGCGCGCGGGCCCAGGACGUGCGCGCCCACGCCCUGCCGCGCAUGGAGCCCCUGGGCAGCGACCGGCACCGCGACGUCUACUGGACGUUCCCGCGCCUCGACGUCGCGGAGUCGGCGUCGUCGCCGCCGCGGCCGCCGUCGCCCGUGCGCGUCUGGAAGGAGCGCCGCGCGCCGCCGGACGCCGCGUCGACGACGCCGACCUGGGGCUUCUACGUCGGCGACGACGCCGUGCGCCGCCUCGCGCUCUCGCUCGACGAGCGCGGCGUCCGCGAGCGCGACCUCAAAGCGACGCUCCUGGACCUCCUGCCCCUGGGCGCGCCGCCGCCCGCGGAGGAGCUCCUCUAA